Messenger RNA from Leptopilina heterotoma, 3000 nucleotides. RefSeq names its product putative helicase MOV-10. Gene Ontology annotation, molecular function: RNA binding; 5'-3' RNA helicase activity. NCBI's taxonomy places the organism in Eukaryota, Metazoa, Arthropoda, Insecta, Hymenoptera, Figitidae. The coding region runs from base 394 to 2901 and encodes 835 amino acids. The record is from RefSeq and is a predicted model, not a curated record. The transcript has 11 exons.
GUGUGUUAGUUUUCUCUCAGUCAAAAAACGAGGGGAUUCCUUUCUAAAUUUUUGGACUUUUUCUUUAAUUUAUUCCAUUUUCUUGAACGUUAUUUCCCAAAUUAUUUUCCAAUCAUCAAUUGUACAAAAUUUCUCUCCUCGUGCGUGUUAAAAAAAAAUACAGAAGCAUCCGCACAGCCAAGAAUUUCGAAAAUUUUAACAAAAAUUUGUCGCAUGGAAAAAAUUUGUGUAUUACAUGUCAAAGACAUUACUAAUCAAUGGAACAAAUUUUGUGUACUUUGUGCGUCAUAUUUUGAAAUUAAUGCUUGGAAUAAAGGACAAAAAAAAACUUGCUGCAGAUUCAAAUGAUUUAUAAAUAUUUUAUUAGGAAAGUUAUUUAUUAAAAAACAGAAAAUGGAUCAGAGUGGAAAAAGAAAAAAUAGCCAAAAAAAUAGGAAAAGGAAUCGAAAUAGACGUUUAGAAUCAUUGUACAGCUGCGUUGAACCGGUGUCUUUACUUCCAGUUCCAGAAUAUCCGCUACCAAAGGAAUUAUUGGAUUUAUUGAAGCAAAAUUGCCGUCAUUAUCCGGGUAUUUCGGAGAAAGGUGUAAAAUGGUUGAAAUUUCUCGAUAUUGUUCAGCAUAUGAAGGAAGUGAAGGAGGAGGAUUAUUUGAUAAUAUUAAAAUUGCUUCUCUAUCUCGAGGAAUAUUACAAUAAUGUUUCAAUGCAACAGUACAAUUUAAAUAAAUGGCGAAUUAAACGCGCUCAAUAUUCAUCGGGUGGUUUUGUAAUUCAUGUUCCUGGCUUAGCAGAGGAUAGACCAUCAUUAUUACCGAAUGAUAUCAUCGAACUCUAUCAAUGGAAUGCACCCGGAAAAUACACUCUAACUGUUAAUUUCAUUGGUGAAAAUUACAUUGUCGCCAGGCCAAAUACACAUACUUUCUACAAUGCAUUCAGGGAAGAUGCCAAAUAUAAUAUAAAGUUUCGUUGGCCCAAUUGGCCGGUUCGUGUUUGUCACUAUGCAAUUAGUUUGAUUCACGAUUAUAAAUUAACAUCUCUAUUGUUUCCACAACCGCGAAGUGUUUACAAUAGGCCAAAAAAGGAUUUAGUGUGGUUCGACAAAAGUAUCAAGAGUAAUCCAGAGCAAAUGCAAGCUGUGGAGCGAAUUGUCGGCAAAACGGCGCAUCCAUCACCGUAUUUAUUAUUCGGUCCACCGGGCACUGGAAAAACGUCGACAAUUGUCGAGGCAAUUUCGCAAAUUUUCGUUAGCAGUCAAAAUGACAGGAUUUUAGUUUGUACGCCAUCGAAUGCGGCAGCUGAUGAAGUGACUAAACGAUUAUUAAACAAUGUCCCAUCGAAUUUGGUGUUCCGUAUGUUCAGUCCCUCCCGAGACGCUAAAGACGUGGACGAGAGUAUCAAGGAAUGUACGAAUUUCAUUGAUGAAGAAGUAAUCUUUCUACCAAGAGAUUUGCUCAUUAAGAAGAGAAUCGUUAUCACGACUCUAGUCACUUGUAUGAGAUUGGUAUCAAUGAAAUUGUGGGAGAGUCACUUUAAUUAUAUUUUUAUUGAUGAGGCUGGUCAAGCAACGCAGCCGGAAUCUCUCAUUCCAAUCGGAUUAACAAGUGGCGAGGAUUUGGGACACGUUGGACGCUUUCACGCACAAAUUGUCCUAUCUGGCGAUCCACAACAAUUGGGCCCGGUUAUUAUGACGAAAAUCGGACACUGUUUAUUAGGUAAAUCGAUGUUGGAGAGAUUUAUGGAUUCUUUCGAGAUUUAUAAAAAGUGUCAAGAAGGAAAAUAUGAUCCGAAUUUCAUUACAAAAUUAGUGCAAAAUUAUCGCAGUCACGAGGCAAUUCUUCGCAUUCCAAAUGAAUUAUUUUACGACAGUGAAUUGGAAAUUUGCGGUGGUCACAAAAUUCAUCGUGCUGAAAAUUGGUCCGAAUUGCCAAAUAAAAAAUUCCCCAUUAUAUUUCACGCGACUCAUGGCCUCGAAAAGAAACACGAAUCAUCACCCAGUGUUUGUAAUGAGAGUGAGAUGAAGAUUGUUAUGGACUAUGUGGAGAAAAUAUUAGACAAAACGAUGGGAGAUGGAAAAAUAAAGCAAAAAGAUAUUGGAAUCGUGACGCCGUUUCGUCUGCAGAGACAAAUUAUUUUGCGUGCCCUUGAAAAAAAAGGAUGGGGCGACAUCGCCGUCGGAACAGUUGAAAUUUUCCAGGGUCAAGAGAAGGAUGUGAUAAUUCUCUCAUCCGUGAGAUCGACAGUUUUCAAACAUGACAAUCGAUUUCACAUUGGUUUCCUCUCGCACAAGAAGCGUUUCAAUGUGGCAAUAACGCGAGCAAAAGCUUUGCUAAUUGUUGUGGGGAAUCCAAUGAUUUUGCAAAUCGAUCAUUGCUGGAAGAGAUUUAUCGACUAUUGUCAUUUGAAUGGAGCAAUUGUUGGCGAUGAAUUCCAUUUACGCGAAAUGAAUGAUCACGAAUGCGCAAAAUUAUUAAAUAAUCGCGAUCCAACGAAAUAUCGUGAAGUCGAAGCGGAAAGUCUUCCAAUUGAUGAAAGUGAAAUUUUAGAAGAACGAGUUCAUCCAUUACCGGAAAAUGUGACACCGCAGAGAAGAAUGCGCUCACCAGUUACUUCAGUAACACAGGAAAUUGUCAAUUCAUCAGUAAUAACUAUUCACGGAUCACCCGAAGCUGAUUCUGGUACGUACAGCAGUUCGAAUAGUGGCACAAUAGAGGAACAAUUGAGCGCGCCCAAUGAAUUUGCGGAGGAAAUUCUUGGUAAUAAGACAAUUUCAACGGAUCCAAAUAAAAUUUCACUGGAUUCAGAUUCAAAUUCAUCGUACUAUGAUUUCUCGAGUGAUAAUGACGAUGAAGUGUUUAAAUUGGCGAAAAACGUUCAAGAAAUAAAAAUAAACACCGCCGGUUAAUUUUUGAAAACAAAUUUUACAAUUCUAGAAAGUUUAGAAACGAAAAAUAUUCAAUUAUGUUCAACAAAAAAGAAAAAAUUACUAAACAAUUUUUUAAAU